UCUAUGACUGUAUCACUCUAUGACUCUAUGUGAUAGGUAACAGUAUUACAACAUCUGAGCCACUCUGCAAGCUUGUUAAAAAUGGAAAAAUAUUUGUACAAGUGCCAGUUAUUAAUUACGCAUUGUUUGAUAUCCUCAGGGCCUGGUUUACAGUGUUUAUGAUGUGAGAUAUUUUGUUAAUGGGCUGGUGGCAGACAAAUGGACCACAACUGACUCGAGUUUGGAGUGAAGAUCAACGGAAGAUUAUACAGUCUAGAGUUGGGAUAUAAAAGAAAAGAUUUCCUGCGAGAAUACUUGAAAGCCAGGGGACUUAUGGCUGAAGAAAACUAAACCAUGGAGUGAAUUGAUGAAUGUCCACCAUGAGAAUUGUCAUGUCCACUAUUGGAGCAAAUAGGAAGCAAAUCAAAUUCCAUGUUCAAAGUCCAAAUCCUAUUUUAACAGAAAGCAGUUUUUGGCAAUGUCAAGGGACAAAACUAGAGAAGGCAGACACGGAGUCUGUGUUUAACUUCCACACUAUUUAUCCUUCAAACUUCCUUCCAAUGGCUUUAUGAUGUCACUUUGUUGAUUGUGAUGCCCGAGUAGGCCAAUUGUGAUUCCUUUGACUGGUUUUACUCUUAAGAGAGUUUUGCUAUUAACCAUCAUCAGGAAGUUGUAAUGAAUAUCAUGUAAUUAAUCUGCCAAAUGCUAUUUUCCUAGUGACGUGUGCCAACAGUUUUAAGUUUCAUUGAGUUUUGUCACUUUGAUAAGUGACUUCAUUAUAAUGUCCAUAUGAACAUAUGGGGUGUGACUAUCGACAAUGAGAAUGACAUCCCUCGUCUUAUCGAUUCUUCUCUUCAUUUCCUGUGAAUGGGGUGCAUUAAGUUUCCACAAGUCCAGGUACCUCCGUAUUUUACGGCAGAAACACCAUUUUCAGGGAACUGAGCAAUGGUUUGUCCAGAGGCUGGAUCAUUUCAAUGCCGCUGAUCAGAGGGUAUGGAAACAGAGAUUUUACAUCAAUGAUACAUUUUAUCAGCCUGGCGGUCCUGUGUUUCUGAUGAUAGGUGGAGAGGGCACAGCAAACCCAGCCUGGAUGGACCACGGUGCCUGGAUUACCUUUGCUGAAAAAUUGGGAGCUAUGUGUCUUCUAAUAGAGCACCGGUUUUAUGGAAAAAGCCAGCCGACAACAGACUUAAGCACAUCAAAUCUUCAGUACCUCCGCAGUGACCAGGCCCUUGCCGACCUCGCCCACUUUCGAGCAGUGGUCGAUGUCAAAAUGAACCUUACGCACAACAAAUGGGUAGCAUUUGGAGGUUCCUAUCCCGGAUCCCUGGCCGCAUGGUUUAGAGUAAAAUACCCACACCUUGUCUACGCUGCUGUCGCAUCCAGUGCACCAGUGCAAACAGUUAUCAACUUUUCAGAGUAUUUGGAAGUGGUUAAUUAUUCCUUGGAAAGUUAUAGUACUUCAUGCCCUCUACUGGUGAAGGAUGCCUCUGAUACACUGGUCGAAUUGUUGCCAAAUACUAACACGUACAGCCAGAUCACACUAGAUUUUCAGUUAUGUGAACCACUUGAAAUAAAAUCCAAAAUGGAUUCUGCAUAUUUAUUGGAGACUCUAGCGGGGAAUUUCAUGGAUGUGGUCCAAUAUAAUAAGGACAACAGAGUGUUUGAGGACCCAAAAGGUACCAACAUCACAGUUGAGGUGGUCUGUACUAUAAUGGAGAACUCAUCACUGGGCAUACCUUACAAGAGAUAUGCCAAAGUCUCGCAGCUCCUACUGGAUACGUAUGAAGAAAAAUGUCUGGAUGCAAGUUACAGCAAGUUCUUAUCUGACAUGUUGAACACGUCCUGGUCUGCUCCAGCAGCAGACGGAAGCAGACAAUGGGCCUAUCAGUCAUGUACAGAGUUUGGCUAUUAUCAAUCAACUGAGUCACUCCGCCAGCCCUUUUCUGGCUUUCCCCUCAGUUACAAACUUCAACAAUGCAUAGAUUUAUUUGGCCCUCCAUUUAAUCCAGUUGUACUUGCUGAUGCUGUACAGCACACUAAUGAAAACUAUGGAGGUCAUAACAUUAAAGGAAAUCGGAUAAUGUUCCCAAAUGGCUCGAAUGAUCCAUGGCAUAUACUAGGCGUUACCAAAGGUCAUAAAGCUAUUUACAUUCAAGGUACAGCGCACUGUGCUGACAUGUACCCAGAGCAACAAAGUGACGUACCACAGCUCCGAGAAGCAAGAGAAGAGAUUUUUCAGCGGCUUAAAAGCUGGGUUAAACAAUAAAGGCUUUCAGCAAUAUCAGAAUGAAACACCCGGGAAUUAGCUGUAUUUGUACUAUUCUCCUCGAUGUGGCCUUAUAGAAUAUCAGGAACAAAUACACACUACCUUUAUUCUCUUCCAGUCUUUCUUAAUGCUAUGACUUUCUGUAUAAACUGUAUUAUUAAAAUGUUUUUCAGAAUAUAGAGUAUCUUCUAAUGUAGAUUUGUGAUUUAGUCAGCAGAAUGAAUUUUAAACUAUAUAUACUAAAUUCUACAUAGUAUGUGAUUUAUGCAUAUUUAAGCCUUAGGAUGGUGGAGUAAAUAUGCAUAUUUUUAGAAUCACACGACACACUGGAUUACGAACAGCCAAUUUACAGACACCUCUACAUGCAAAUGAGCUCUGACAAUAUUAUUACAUUUGAAAGUCCGACAUACAUACUUAGUUGUUCCUCAGAAGGCAGAACUACUUUACUCUCUCUCUCCACUUUUAGUAACGUUAGCCCCUGUCCCACUUAGGAAACCUGAACGGAAACCUCUGGAGACUUUGCGCCCCACCCAAGGUUUCUGUGUGGUACCCAGAGGUUGCAGGUGGUUGCCGCGUGGUUGCAGGUCGUGGAAGCAGGUAGGGAGACUGACAAAAACCUCCGGAAACCUUGGGUGGGGCACAAAGUCUCCCGAGGUUUCGGUUCAGGUUUCCUAAGUGAGACAGAGACAUUAUUCUUUCUUAUCUAACAUGUUCUAAUGAAGCAAUGUCUUUCAAUGUUUUUGGUUACUAUAACAAGUGAUUUUUGUACAAAAUUGUGAAAAAAUGGAUAGACACAAAGUCUAUCUGGAGUAACUCAGAAGGUCAGGCAGCAUCUCUGGUGACGUUUCGGGUCGAGACCCUCCUUCAGACUGAUUGUAGUGCAGGGGGUGGGGGGGAGAAGACUAGAAGCAAGAAAAUACCAGGACAAAUCAAGGUCAGCAACAGAUGACCUCAGGCAGGGUGGUUUACUGAUAGGCCAAUUGUUGGCUUGGAAAGGCGAGUUCCCAAGAGGGAUACAUGUGGAAAAGUGGAACCUACUGUAUAUUACUAUAAAAGUGGAAUCUAGCCUGCAAAAUAUCAUUUAGACCUUUUUUUAAAGCGAAUGUGAGAUUGAAUUUCUCUGAUGAUUCUGACAUAAAAAGUAAUGGGUAGUUGAGAAGUUGUUUUUGAGUCUGCACAUAUUGGUUUAUUUUAAGUAAUUUGAGUCUUAUUAUUUGAAGGCACUGUUAAUUUACUACAAAUAAUAUGUUUGGUUGGCUGUACAUUCUGUGGAGCUCAUCAAGUGGCAAUGUGAUAGUCUUUCAGAUGUUAUGGAAUUUUGAGCACUUAGGUGCUGUUUUUACUUCUUUCAUGUAUCAGAUGUAGGGAACAUAGGCAGAAGACUGAUAGUCCAAGCAGUUUCAGAUUUAGCACAAACACGUUAUUAGUCACAUUCCCAUCUUCCAUCUUGUGCACACCCCAUGUAAGAUUU
Leucoraja erinaceus (little skate) is the source of this 3719-nucleotide messenger RNA. RefSeq names its product serine protease 16 (gene prss59). Gene Ontology annotation, molecular function: dipeptidyl-peptidase activity; serine-type exopeptidase activity. Lineage: Eukaryota; Metazoa; Chordata; Chondrichthyes; Rajiformes; Rajidae. The transcript is spliced from 9 exons. The coding region runs from base 797 to 2248 and encodes 483 amino acids. Gene Ontology annotation, biological process: proteolysis. The record is from RefSeq and is a predicted model, not a curated record.